CUCUUCUUAAUUUCAUAAACUUUCAUUCAGCAAACAUGAACCUCUUCAUUGUUGGGACGGUCUUCGUAGUGCUAGUGGCCGGGCCUCAGGUGGAGGGCUCCCGGGUACCGGGGCUGAAGGUGCUCCCGGAUGUGGACUCCUCGUGUGCGGCAGCGGUGAGAGCCGCUCUUGAGGAAUACCGAGAUCUUUACAAGGGACAACUUAGAGAACCACCGAAGAUGACUUAUCCAAUGAAGACAAGUUCAGUAAUAGCCUCUAACGACACCUUUAAGACGAUAGAAAGGAAAGUCUUUAAUGAUACCGAUGAAACGGGUCAAGAAACCGAAUCAAAACGAGCAGAGCAAAGAAAAGAGAUUCUGCCCAGCAAUAUAACGAACGAAGCAGUUGUGAAAGAGAAGGAAGAACUUCUACCUUCACAGGAAAGCACUAAUGUGACAUCUGUGGAGGAGAGGAAUGUUACAGAGAAGGAUGAUGGACUUCAGAAGGCAAAAGGAACAGAACAAAGAAAGGAGAUUCUGCCCAGCAAUAUAACGAAUGAAGUUGUUGUGAAAGAGAAGGAAGAACUUCUACCUUCACAGGAAAGCACGAAAGUGACAUCUGUGGAGAAGAAGAAUAUUACAGAGAAGAGUGAUGGAAAAGAUGUCGAGAAAGAAACUGUAAUUCAAAAAGAAGUCGAAAAGAAUGUGUGUAAUAGCGACAUCAAAGAGGUUCGUAACGAAAAACAUCUUAAUGAAACAAUUGAAGACUUGAAACACCAAGUUGAUGACGUGAAAAACAAGAUGAAGGAAGAAAAAGAAAAGGCUGAAGAAACAAAUACUACGCCUAUCACUCAAGACGGUAAAGUUGUUGAAAAGACAGUUCCUGCUGUGACGCCGGCGAAGGUUGUUAGAAAGGAUGUGCCCUCGGUGGGAGAAGGAAAAGACUCCGUUGUGACUCGAGUUGUUAAACCUGUUACCCCUUCGGUGGUAGCAGAAAAGGUCCCCGUUGUGACAAAUCAGACCGUUGCUGAAAAGAUUCCCCCUACGGCGACGGAAGGAAAAGUCCACGUUGUUAAAGAAGAUAAAGUUAUUGAAAAGGUUGUGCCCUCGGUGACGGAAGAAAAACUCCCCGUUGUGACAAAGGAGAAGGUUGUUGAGCAGGCUGCCCCUUCGGUGACACAGGAGAUCGUAAGUGUCUCUAAGGAGCAAGCAGAACUUCCUCUCGUAGCUGAGGAGAAGAAGGUUAUUGAAAAGAUUAUCCCCUCGGUGACAGAAGGAAAAGUCCCGGUAGUCCCUCAACAGGAGGUUGUUGAAAAAGUUGCCCCUUCGACGACAGAAGAAAAAGUUCCUGUUGUGACACAAGAAAGGGUUAUUGAACAGUCUGUCCCACAAGAAAGGGUUAUUGAAAGGGCUGUCCCACAAGAAAGGGUUAUUGAACAGUCUGCCCCACAAGAAAGGGUUAUUGAACAGAAUGUCCCACAAGAAAGGGUUAUUGAACAGAAUGUCCCACAAGAAAGGGUUAUUGAACAGAAUGUCCCACAAGAAAGGGUUAUUGAAAGGGCUGUCCCACAAGAAAAGGCUAUUGAACAGGCCGCCCCUACAGCGACAGAAGAAAAAGUUCCUGUUGUGACACAAGAAAGGGUUAUUGAACAGAAUGUCCCACAAGAAAGGGUUAUUGAACAGAAUGUCCCACAAGAAAGGGUUAUUGAACAGAAUGUCCCACAAGAAAGGGUUAUUGAACAGAAUGUCCCACAAGAAAGGGUUAUUGAACAGAAUGUCCCACAAGAAAGGGUUAUUGAACAGAAUGUCCCACAAGAAAGGGUUAUUGAACAGAAUGUCCCACAAGAAAGGGUUAUUGAACAGAAUGUCCCACAAGAAAGGGUUAUUGAACAGAAUGUCCCACAAGAAAGGGUUAUUGAACAGAAUGUCCCACAAGAAAGGGUUAUUGAACAGAAUGUCCCACAAGAAAGGGUUAUUGAACAGAAUGACCCACAAGAAAGGGUUAUUGAACAGAAUGCCCCACAAGAAAGGGUUAUUGAACAAAAUGCCCCACAAGAAAGGGUUAUUGAACAGAAUGUCCCACAAGAAAGGGUUAUUGAACAGAAUGCCCCACAAGAAAGGGUUACUGAACAGAAUGCCCCACAAGAAAGGGUUAUUGAACAGAAUGCCCCACAAGAAAGGGUUAUUGAACAGAAUGACCCACAAGAAAGGGUUAUUGAACAGAAUGUCCCACAAGAAAGGGUUAUUGAACAGAAUGCCCCACAAGAAAGGGUUAUUGAACAGAAUGCCCCACAAGAAAGGGUUAUUGAACAGAAUGCCCCACAAGAAAGGGCUAUUGAACAGGCUGCCCCUACGGCGACAGAAGGAAAAGUUCCUGUUGUGAUAAAAAAGGAGGUUACUGAACAGGCUGCCCCUUCGGUUACAGAAGAGAUUGUCACUGUUUCUAAAGAGAAAGAAGAAGUCCCUGUUGUAACAGAGGAAAAGGUUCCCGCUGUGAGAAAUGAGACAGUUAUUGAAAAGAUUACUCCUUCCGUAACAGAAGAAAAAGUUGUCAAUCAACGGAAGGUUGUUUCUUACGAAGAUGCUACAGAAGAUCAGGAAAAUCAAGCUACUGGAGAAGAAGAAACGGACAAAACUGAAUUGAAGUUUAUCAUCACCAUACAAGAGAGAAUAGUCCGUGAACAGACAGUCUCGAUCAUACCCGUGAUGGACAAGGACGCCAACACAAGAAGGAAUGGAAAAGUGGCGAAGAAACAACUGAAAAGAAUAAUGAAGAAGGUGGCCCGCGCCGUACGGGAAGAAUUAAGCAAGGAACACAAGACAGCGAGGGAGGGACAGUAGCAGGAGAAGCUGUAACCAGUGUGAGGGAACAGGCUGCCACUCUCCACCAAACCGACAGCCACCACCACCAAAAUGUCCCCUCAACACCCAGCUGCUUGCGAUGGGAUCCCUAAGAAAGUGUUCCAUAUUUUCUUGUCUUUUCUUAUCUAUCUAUCUUAC
This is a messenger RNA of Eriocheir sinensis (Chinese mitten crab), 2978 nucleotides long. Its product is annotated as titin-like. The record is from RefSeq and is a predicted model, not a curated record. NCBI's taxonomy places the organism in Eukaryota, Metazoa, Arthropoda, Malacostraca, Decapoda, Varunidae. The transcript has a single exon. Bases 36 to 2819 code for a protein of 927 amino acids.